Messenger RNA from Aethina tumida (small hive beetle), 2300 nucleotides. Its product is annotated as C-1-tetrahydrofolate synthase, cytoplasmic-like. NCBI's taxonomy places the organism in Eukaryota, Metazoa, Arthropoda, Insecta, Coleoptera, Nitidulidae. The transcript has 9 exons. The record is from RefSeq and is a predicted model, not a curated record. The coding region runs from base 183 to 2159 and encodes 658 amino acids. Gene Ontology annotation, molecular function: ATP binding; formate-tetrahydrofolate ligase activity.
UUUUUUUUCGUUUCAAUCAUUUACAAUUACAUAGUAUAUAGGUCAUAUAUUAAAUUUCUAAUACAACCGUUGAGCUCACAUAUCAUCUAAUAAUGACAAGAUUCAUUUAUGUCAAGCUAAAAUUGUUCCAAUAACUUUUUAUCGAAAAAUCAACAUUUCAGUGGGAACAGUUAAAUUGCAGCAUGUUCAUAAAAAUCACCUCCAAUAUUGGUAAAAUACAAGUGCGCACUUUAAAGACUCCUGUUGCAACUGCCAAAUGGAACAGCAAUAUUCUACCCUUGCACAUAGAGGACCCUGUUCCAAGCGAUAUACAAAUUUCGCGCUCACAAAAACCAAAAUCCAUAGCCAAAUUAGCAAGUGAAAUUGGUAUUCUCGAGGACGAAAUCUCCCUGUAUGGUAAGACAAAGGCAAAAGUUUCCCUGUCGGUUAAUGACAGACUUAGGAACGAGAAGAAGGGAAAAUAUGUUGUGGUCACCGCCAUAACACCUACUCCAUUUGGCGAGGGCAAGAGUACAACGUUGUUGGGGUUAGUUCAAGCCUUAUCCAGUCAACUUCGAAAAAAUACAUUUGGAACUUUAAGACAACCUUCACAGGGUCCAACAUUUGGCGUUAAAGGUGGUGCAGCUGGUGGUGGUUAUGCCCAGGUUAUACCAAUGGAAGACAUGAAUUUACAUCUAACUGGUGACAUUCACGCUAUUACAGCCGCAAAUAACUUAUUAGCAGCUCAACUCGAUGCCCGCAUUUUUCAUGAAGCCACUCAGAAAGACGACACCCUAUUUCAACGGCUCGUACCAAAAAUUAAGGGUAACAGAUCGUUCUCCACAAUACAGUUGAGAAGACUUCAAAGAUUGGGAAUCACACAAACUAAUCCCGACAUGCUAACGGAAGAGGAAAAAGUGAGAUUCGUUAGAUUAAAUAUUGACCCCAAUCAAAUAAUGUGGAAUAGAGUUGUGGAUAUUAACGAUAGAUUUCUUCGAGAGAUUACCAUUGGCCAAUCGCCUACUGAAAAAGGAAUGGCUAGGAAAACUGGAUUCACAAUCAGCGUAGCGAGUGAAAUUAUGGCUAUUCUAGCUUUGGCUAUUGAUAGACAAGAUUUUAAAGAGAGGCUCUCAAAAAUGAUAGUGGCAUUCGAUAAAAACGGAUAUCCAGUAACCGCUGAUGAUUUAGGAAUGACUGGAGCACUAGCAACAUUGUUACUAGAUGCAAUAGAGCCGACACUGUUGCAGACAUUAGAGGGAUCGCCUGUUUUUGUGCAUGCUGGGCCAUUUGCAAACAUUGCUCACGGUUGUAAUUCAAUUAUUGCUGAUAAAAUUGCGUUAAAGCUAGCUGGCGAAGAUGGAUUUGUUGUCACUGAAUGCGGAUUCUCAUCUGACAUUGGUUUAGAAAAGUUCCUCAAUAUCAAAUGUAGGACUUCUGGAGAUAUUCCUGACGCAGUGGUUUUAGUUACAACAAUUAGAGCACUGAAAAUGCACGGAGGAGGGCCGAAAGUAUCUCCUGGUGUUCCGCUUCCUAGUGAAUAUACUCAAGAAAAUCUGGAAUUAGUAGAAAACGGCUGUGCUAAUCUCAGGAAGCAUAUAAGUAAUGUCAAGAAGUACGGUCUUCCAGUAGUUAUCGCCAUAAAUCAUUGGAGUAAUGAUUCACCAUCCGAGACCCAGAUGGUUAUUGAAGAAUCGAAAAAAGCUGGAGCCUUUGACGCGGUUGUUUCAAAACAUUGGGCUUAUGGAGGAGCUGGUUCGGUGGAAUUGGCAAAUGCAGUGGUAGCUGCAUGUAAUGAACCGAAUGAUUUUCGUUUUUUGUACAACGAAAAUUUGUCAUUGAAAGAAAAAGUGGUGAUUAUUGCUAAAGAAAUGUAUGGAGCUGAAACAAUAACAUUCUCCGAUACAGUAUUAGAUAAAUUGUCCAAGUAUGAAAACCUUGGGUUUAAAAGUCUUCCCGUAUGCAUGGCUAAGACACCUUUGUCGUUGACAGGAAAUCCGGCUAUAAAAGGAGCUCCCACUGGGUUUGAUUUGAAAAUUAACGAUGCCUCUUUAUCAGCAGGAGCAAAAUUCGUGGUGAUACUUGCAGGGGAGAUUACCAGAAUGCCUGGAUUGCCAACACGUCCAGCCAUUUAUGAUAUUGAUGUUGAUGUAGCAACUGGAGAAAUUUCGGGAUUAUUUUAAUCACCUAUUUAAAUAUUUCUGUAACUACAUACAUAUAAGUAUUAUAUAUUUUUAAAUUUAUUACUAAAUAUAAAUUAAAAAACAGAUUUUUCAAAAACAUGUAUAUUAUAACAAUGCAAAAUAUAACAAAUAUGAUGUCUA